Messenger RNA from Merops nubicus (carmine bee-eater), 952 nucleotides. It is a transcript of the gene ADCK2, whose product is annotated as aarF domain containing kinase 2. The record is from RefSeq and is a predicted model, not a curated record. Gene Ontology annotation, cellular component: mitochondrion. Lineage: Eukaryota; Metazoa; Chordata; Aves; Coraciiformes; Meropidae. The transcript has 6 exons. The annotation marks the transcript as partial.
GCUGCCGGCCCCACCUGUGUUAAGCUGGGCCAGUGGGCCAGCACUCGGAGGGACCUCUUCUCCGAGGCCUUCUGCGAUGAGUUUUCCAAGCUGCACGUCGAGGUGAGCCCGCACCCGUGGGGCCACACAGCUGAGCUCCUGAGGAAGGCUUUUGGUGAGGACUGGGCAGGCGUCCUCAAGUUCCAAAGCCGAGAGCCAGUUGGCUCCGGCUGCGUCGCCCAGGUGUACAAAGCCUACGCCGACCUCGCAGCCAUCGCCGGCUCCCAGGCCGAGGAGCUGGCAUGGCCUUUACGGGCCGCUUUUGAGGCGUGGGAAGCGGCAGGCUUUAGAGGCCUUCUCAGGUGGCUGAGGAGGAGGAAGAGCAAAGAGACGUGGGAUGACAGGAUCAAGGAGGAGCUGAGCCAAGCAGACUGCUCCAGGGGAAGCCCUGUGCAUGGGAUGUCUCUUAUGGAGCAGAUGGCCAGACCACUCCCACAUGCAAAUCCUUCAUCAGCCAGACAUCUCACACCUGUAGCCAUUAAAGUCCUGCAUCCUGGCCUGGUCCACCAAGUCCAGAUGGAUCUGUUUCUCAUGAAGAUGGGUAGCCACAUCAUUGGACUUCUCCCUGGCUUCAAGUGGCUCAGUUUGACAGAGAUCGUGGAGGAGUUUGAGAAGCUUAUGAUUCAGCAGAUUGACUUACGCUAUGAAGCCAGAAAUCUGGAGCGCUUCCGACACAAUUUCCUAGAUGUCGAUUUUGUGACAUUUCCAACUCCUCUUUGGCCUCUGGUGACAGCAGAUGUUCUUGUGGAAACAUUUGAGGAGAGCGAGCCUAUUUCACACUACCUGGGUGCAGAGGUUGCCACAGAGCUGAGGCAGAGGCUUGCAAAGAUGGGCAUGGACAUGCUCCUGAAGAUGAUCUUUGUUGACAACUUUGUCCACGCCGACCUGCACCCUGGGAACAUCCUGGUUGGAG